CUGAUAUUAUAUAUGAAGUAGUUAUCGAGCACACUGGUGGCGAGUGUACAGUUAUUUGUAAAUGACCAUUUAAAUAAUUGAAUGAUUUCAAGGGGAUGCAACACAAAAGGUUUAAAAAAUCUGCGAACAUACCAACCACUGGUGUGUUAAUUCGGUACAAACUUUAUUCUGUAAUAAAAUCAUUCUGUGUUGACCAAAUGCUCCAAUUAUUGUGAUGAACCAGAUGGACACCCAAAGCAAUUUAUAUCAAGAAGACGGAGAGAAUUCUAUGUUGGGAUCAGAAUUCAAAAGGAACAAAAUGACAACAAAGGAGGUGACACAUGAAAAUAGCGAUAUAGAUCUUCGACUUCAAGCACAAGAGCACAUGUACCGUCACACACUUACCAGAGAAAAAACAAAAGUUAGUCUGCAUGCACUAGAAGAAGUUGGACGUUCAAUAACUGCUAUAUCUCAGCGAAGAAGACAGUAUUUCCUAGAUUAUAAAACUUGUGACAGUAUUCGUCAAAUCAGGCAAUGGUUUGCCUGGGAAACCAAGAGAAAUAUCGACACAAACCAUGCACCGGAAGCAAAACCGGAAAAUGCUGCGACAAGAGGAUUGAAAACUUUUCUGAACAAGGUCGACUUUUAUGGGACGUUGCUUGCGAGAUUUGGAGAAUAUAUCAUAUAUUUUCUAUUGGAAAAUUACGACAUCGAACACGAUGAAGUCAAUAAAACAAAAGACAAAAUGUUAGAGCUUCAGGAUUUGUGUGCAAGACUGCUAAGUGAUAAUAACGAGGUUGUACUGGACAGUCCUAACCAUACGGAGGUUGAAAAUAAAUUUCCCGUGAUAUCGAUUUUGCGACAAGUGCACGACACACUUUGCCAGAUGACAGAUUUGUCCACAGUAUGGAGAAUGCAUGCCAGGUUCGCUGGUAAAUUCUCGAGUGUUGAGGAACGUCGUUCUCAACUACCAUCCGUUCUACAACUCGAUGAGAAAAAGGAAACGAUUAAGAAUUUGGAAAGUCGUAUCAGAAUCAGCAAAUACGAUAUAACUGAAGUAGAACGCGAACUCAGAGAAAGAGAAAUUUCAUUAGCUUCAACAGAAUUUCGGGAAGUUUAUAACACAUGUACCGACAAGAUAGAAGAAUUAUCCGAUGGCGCCGACGAGAAGAAAUUAGAGAUCAAAUCACUGGACACGACAAUCAAAUAUCUUCAUGAAAAAACUGAUACAUACAAGAAGAUGGUUCAGCAUAAACGCAAAGAAAAGCUUGAGUUCAAUAUGAGGAAGAGAGAAGAAAAAUUGAGGGAACUAAACACUAUAUUAGCGGAAGUUGCCAGGCUAGAAGAACACAAAAAACGACUUGACUUAAAAGAAGAAAUGUGGUUACGAGGAGGUUUUGAGCAGGAACUUGGAGUGAUACAAGAUUUGAAAAACAAGUUGAUAAAGUUUCGAAAGGCUGCGUUGGAUUUAGAGAAACAGAAAGAGGAUGAAAAAGAUUCCUAUUAUAAUGCAAGAAAACUGGUGAUGCAACUGGAUCAUGAAUUUGAACGACUGAAUCGAGAGUACGAAUAUGUGAAAAGAUUGUCGACUACUUUAUUGCCAAGCCAGUGGCGAAUAAACAUUUUCGACCAACUUUCGACAAAUGCUGUAAAGCCAAAUAGGGUUUCUGCCGAUAAAGCUUUAACCGAAGAUGCAUACCAGAUGUCCCAACCGAAGGGGGUAGCAAUGAUCAUCAAUAAUGAUGAUGAAAAAUACUCACCUGUUUCGCCCAGAUCAAUUACUCUCGCGCAAGACUUUUCUCCCUUGUCUUCUACCAGACCUGUCGAUCAACUUGAAGCAACGUCAGAACGGGCGAAUACUGUGGUAAAAUGCUUGACGUCUCUUUAUGCCCAACUCGGGUUUUACAUUAUGUCACGUUUCCAAUUGAGUAACGAUGCCAUGCAUCGCAAUAUGGCGGCUAUGUCUGAUCAGUAUCACACAUUCGCUUGCAACCUCAAUUCGUUAUUCGUGCUGGUAUCUUCUCAAUCCGAUGAAUAUGGUCGAUUACUCGGUACGGAAGACACAAAAGCAAGAAUUUCGACUACAUCUUACUUGAAAUAUUUCAGUCAUUCCGAAUGCCCGGCACUGGUGGAAAAGCCGAAGGUCUUUAUUUUCAUGCUUCGCGUAACUGAGCACGAUCCCAGUCCGCCAAUAAUAGACCAACAUACACAAAAGAAUAAAAGGAAGACAAACAAUCGUUUCUCCUCUUUCAAUUCGGAAGAUUCGUCUCAAGAUUCAUUCCAGCCCGAGCCGAUUGAUGUGUCCGAAUACGGCGAUGAUAUACUGUUAGUCCGUAUAAUGCAUCAGCAUGGUGGAGGAGCGAAGGCGGCUCCAACGUUCGGAGGAACUGCAACACCAAAUCGGGAUAAGUUACCCUGGCAUGUUCAAGUUUUAAUUAGCACGAUUAUGGAACAGGCAAGUUACAAAGAUUUUCUCAGUGUUCUGGAAUAUGUGAAAGAAGAGGUUGCUAUGGCACCCAAAACAAGAAUGUCACCGACACAAGCAAAACCAGAGGUAGAGGAAACAGAAGUUGAUAUAUUUAUUGAUCACUCUCUGAAGAAAAAAAUGUAUCUGAUGCCCGGAUUAUAAUUGUAUAUGAUUCUGCUAAUGUGGACAAAUUUUUCCUUACCACUCUGUAUAGCAUAGCUUCUAUGUUUAACGUUUAAACUAGAUUUAUGUGUAUAU
Messenger RNA from Styela clava, 2704 nucleotides. RefSeq lists its product as uncharacterized. Lineage: Eukaryota; Metazoa; Chordata; Ascidiacea; Stolidobranchia; Styelidae. Gene Ontology annotation, biological process: proteolysis. The record is from RefSeq and is a predicted model, not a curated record. Gene Ontology annotation, molecular function: cysteine-type endopeptidase activity.